GCGGCACUCACGCCCGUCGUCGCCGUCUCCAGACGACCACGCCCCCUCCCCUCUCCCUCACGGGGCCUCUUCGGCUGCUCCCACCCUUCCUUUCUUCCCAGCCCCCCCCGCCCGCGCUCCUUCACCUAUCCUACUAUUUAUAUAAUGGCAGAAAAGUCUCCCACCCCCGCCCCCUCCGCUCAGACUUCCCUACAGAGAGGCAAGGCUUGUCUCCGAUGUCGCAAGCGCAAGAUGAGAUGCGACGGCGCAAAGCCCGCAUGCGCCCAGUGUACGCGAGCGAAGAAGGGCGAUGGCUGCGAGUACGACGACGGCAAGGGAAAGACACGCACCCAGCUCAUGCGCGAGCACAUCGCCCGCCUCGAGCUGCGAAUCAAGGAACUCGAGGCCAACGACCACGCGUCCCCCUCUGUCACGCUCUUCGAUCCCCACGCGCCAUCUGCCUACUACUCUGGCUCCUCGUCCUCGUCCAGUCACGGUUCCCCAGGCAACUUCAGCCUUCCUGCGUCAGCAUCGCCAACACCCUUCCCUCCAGAUAUGGAGGCCAGCUGGGAAACACAAUGGGAGACAAUGACGGAUUUCGCCUCUGGAACGACGGUCGGCUCGCCCUACGCAGCGCCCGAGGAACCCCCACUCGAGGUCGCACACAUGCUCCUUGAGAUCUUCCUCCCGCAUCGGCAUCAAUGCGGCCUGCCCCUCCACAUCGGCCACCUCCGGGAAUCACUCGCGCCCUCGUCCCCGACACGGCACCAUCCCGCGCUCAUGCAGGCCAUCUACCUCUGGGCAUGCUUUCUCUCCCGCCCAGGUGCGCUCAGCGAACACGAGCCGCAUUACCUUGCAAGUUCACUCGCUGCGCUGCCCGAUGCACUCGCAUUUCCGGCCAGUGCACUAGACGCCGUGCGUGCUUCGUGCCUCCUCUCGCACUAUUUCCUCGCGAACGGCCGGGUCUUUGAGGGCAGCUACCACGCAUCCAUCGCUGCGGCGCUCGCGGUACAGUACGGCCUUCACCAGCUCGGCGCGUCGGAGCGCACGCCACAGUUGAACGCAGAUGAGUGGGAGACCGCGUUUAGGCUCCCGCCAGCGAAGGAUGCGGUCGAGCGCGGUGAGCGGAUAUGGACAUUCUGGCAGGUGUAUAAUUUGGAUAGGUGUUGGUCCGUCGUGCUCCAACGGCCAGCCACGAUUCCGGACAGCGAGCAUCCGUGGGCGUGCAUUACCACACCAUGGCCACAAAGUAUGGAGGAGUACGAAUGUGGGGACAUUGACGUGGGUACGGGGACCCCUACGGUCCGGGGAUUCUUCCUGCGCGAAGGUCAGACGACCAACUUGGUUAGUGGCUUCUCAACCAUGGCUCUCCGCGCGAAGGCCUCUGCCCUCUUCGAAGCUGCAAACAGGCUUGCGACAAGUUGGAGCACACAGGUGCCCUCAUCGACGACGUUCAUGGAGAACUUCCACGCGCUCGAGCAUGCGAUCACGCGCUUUGCGUCGACGCUUCUCCCGCUGCACCAGCUCGGCGCAGGCGUGCCCGAGGACAAGUACACGCUGAUCGCGAUCCACAGCCUCGCGCACGCGGCGGUGAUCCGGCUUCACUUCCCCUUCAUGGACGGCGACGCGCUCUCGCGCGAGAAGUGCCUCCGGGCCGCGAGGUCCGUCGUCCUCGUCGCGAAACACGUCGCGGAGAUGGAUUUCGAGUUCCUGGAGCCCAUUAUUGGGCCGUGCUGGUCCUCGGCCGCAAAGGUGUUCGAGUCGGAGCUGUUGCGGCUGCAGGCGUCAUGGCCGCCGAUGAACAUAAUGGACAUCCGCGGGGAGCUCAGUGCGCUCCUCUUCGUCAUGACCAAGCUCGGGACACGCUUCCCCCUCCUAGGCUACCAAGCUGCGAAGACGCAGAACUUCCUCGAAUCAAAAUAAACGGACGCAUAUGAUGCACUUGCUAGCUACAUUUACGGACGACCCGUGCGAGCCCAGGACACUCCGCCUCCUGGCUCAUGCACCCACGUUCUUGAUGAACCUCACGCUCGCUCCGUCGGACUCGGCCCCUACUUCAUGUUGUCAUUCUCACGCUUCGAGCUCGCACGAUUG
Laetiporus sulphureus 93-53 is the source of this 2073-nucleotide messenger RNA. RefSeq lists its product as uncharacterized. Gene Ontology annotation, cellular component: nucleus. The transcript is spliced from 10 exons. Gene Ontology annotation, molecular function: DNA binding; DNA-binding transcription factor activity, RNA polymerase II-specific; zinc ion binding. The record is from RefSeq and is a predicted model, not a curated record. NCBI's taxonomy places the organism in Eukaryota, Fungi, Basidiomycota, Agaricomycetes, Polyporales, Laetiporaceae. Gene Ontology annotation, biological process: DNA-templated transcription; regulation of DNA-templated transcription. The coding region runs from base 145 to 1902 and encodes 585 amino acids.